AUGUCCAUUCGAUAUCGACCAACCCUUCUCCGCCGCGAUUCCGUCUCAAGUCGCUGGACUCAAUCGACAGAAAAGCCAAAGGAAGUCGCACAUGAAGUGCCGCCACCACCACCAAGUAAAAUCCCUCUACCAUCCGGCUCGACUCUCCAGUCGGCUGGGCAAGCGGCCGCCCAGCUCGCGGCUCUAAGGCGGCGAUUUCCAGACCUUUCUAAGGACGAAAUUUCGGAACUCAUCGAUCAGUUUACUGCAAUUCCGUCAUCCAAGGUCGGAUGGAUCACGCAAAGCACAGCAUUCAACGCUGCUCAAGCAAAGGAGAACGUUAGCUACAAUCGCGCGCGCGACGCAAUGAAAUCUAUAUUACCAGACGCUACGGACAAGGUGGGACUCGAAGAGUGGAUCGAGUUUAUGAGUCAUCUUCGCUCGGAGCAACCAGAGAAAAUGACGCCGGGCUCACGAAGUGGUACCUUCAAGAUGCGCGGCUCGCACAACGAGAUUCAGCACUCGCUCGACGAAGACGAGAGAGUCGGCAUCAUUGAAUACAUCAACACUGCACUUGCCUCGGAUCCAGAUGUGGGCUCCAGACUCCCGCUCCCGACGGACACGAUGCAAAUCUUCGACGAGUGCAAAGAUGGUCUCAUCAUCUGCAAGCUCAUCGACCAUAUUUUCCCUGGUACCAUCGACAGCGUCAUGGGUGUCAGGAGACGUCGUGGGACGACCUAUAUCAAUCUUCCGUCAAACAACCACGCUCUGAACAAGUUUCAGAUUGCCGAAAACAACAACAUUGCGAUUCUCGCAGCCGAAGCUAUUGGCGUGAAUGUCGUCAAUAUGAGCGCGCAGGACAUCGCAGAGGGGCGAGAGCAUUUGAUCCUUUCCCUCGUGGGACAGAUUAUUCGUCAAGGCACCUCGGACAAGCCGCGACCGAUGCCACCCAAACAAUCAUAUCGACCCGUCACGCCCAACAAUGGCAUGGUCCGACGCGCCUCUUUGUCCGCGCCAGUGCGCCCGCGUUCGCGACAGGCGACGAGCCCGCCUCCCUAUUCGCAUCCCCGUAGCAUGUCCCGUGCGUCUGUGCGUGAUGACGACGAGGAUGUACCGCACCGUGCUGCAUCCGUUUCGGGCCACCAAGGCGACAAGACUGCAGAACGCAUCACUCAACUCCAACUCAAGAGCAAGAUGAUGGAACGCGGCACGUUUAAAUUGUUUGAGGAUCUCAAGGGUGGGAUUAUCAUUCUCGAAACACUGGAGAAGAUUACACCUGAGACAAAGGUCAAGGCACCCGCGAGUCGAGUCGGCAGUCGGCCAUCGAGCCCUCCAGGAGUCCGCAGACAUGAGACGACGCCAAUGGCCUUGCCAUACAAAGUGCCGGCACCCAAACGCACACUGUCGAAUCCCGACCCUCGACCGGUGAUCAUCGGUGCAAAGGAGAAACAACCCAUCCGACCUGUGCCAGCAGCCAAAGAAGCACCGAUGAAACCCAGUCCACCACCCCUCAUCAUCCCAGGCAAGGAUCUCGUUACGAGCCCCGUCCAGGUUGCCAACUAUGGCAUCGACGAGGGUAUCAUUGCGCAGCGCAGAGCGCUUCUUUACUCAAUCAAGAGCCGCGGUUAA
Molecule: messenger RNA, 1608 nt
Organism: Serendipita indica DSM 11827
Lineage: Eukaryota; Fungi; Basidiomycota; Agaricomycetes; Sebacinales; Serendipitaceae
Source: the annotation of a GenBank genome assembly